CUGUCAAGGUGUGUGCAGAUGUCGUGCACCGCACAGUGCAGAGCUACUGAAGCAGGACUCUAGUGUGCGUUCUUUCUUUUCUUUUCACUGGCGCCAUGGUCGACAUGCAAGCAGUGACAGUAAAGAUAUCUUCGAAUUUAUGCAGUUAUUAAUUACAACUUGCAUCCGUCAAAGUGCAUCGUGUUGAUUUAGCCGGAGAACUUCGAAAAUGCAACAAUGGCGGUUCGCAGAGAGUGAUCAGUCAUCGGGCCAGACGAAUUAGGGCGGUGUGUCGUCUGUUCGCAUGACUAGUUGAUCCAUGUAGGAACAGUUAGUUACCUGCGUGUUUGUUUUUCGGGAGACGGGCACUGUUUUUAUUCACCAGUUAUCUGCCUUGAUUUCUGUAGUCAACGACGAGUGGUCCUAAUGCUGAUGUCACUGAUUUACUUCAUCAGGCCGAACGAGUUAUUGAGCUCCAACGGGACAUAUGGGUUGUUGAGCAUGCGAGACCCUGCGAAUGGAUGCCUAGAAUGGAUGUAAAGGGCACAUGUUGACUGGAGCCAAUGGCAGGGUAAAGCAAUUGCACAAGCUUGUCUGGCAGCAGCAGCAUCACUGGAAAUGGCUACCAGCUUCUUUAUGUAACUGACAAAGUCUGAAGAGGUUUGGGCUGGAAGUGCCGAUGGCCAAGAUGGACAUUGAGACAGUGGUGUGCUGUGGUGCCUGUGCAGCUGAUGUAUCCUGGAAAUCUUGGAGCAGCAGCCAUGAUAAUGUUGGUGUGUUUGUUGUCCCUGGUGAUGCUGUGAAGUGGGUCAGGCUGCACCUCUGGCUGGCCUGACCAAUAGGAGAUAAACGCACGCUGAGUGUGACGGUGGAACUGGAAAGAAAGGGCGGUGCUGCAGUGGGGGGAGGAGCUGUGAAGCGUGGUCACUUCCGUGAGGCGGCCAUGUUUCGUAAUGUCUUUGGAGGAUGCGUAUCAGAUCGCAGCACGCGGACGGAGACCUUUCGCUCCACCAAGCUAAAGUUUGGAGUGCCAGUCAAUGUUGCUUUAAAGAAUGGAAACCUUCCAUCCCCACUGGUGGAUAUGCUAGUGUAUAUUGCCAAGGAAGGGGUAGCAACUGCAGAUGUCUUUCGGCGACCAGGCAACCCUAAUGACAUCCGUCGCAUUGUCAAGCGUUUGUCAGAGGGCCGGCAAGUGAUAUAUCCGAACUACAGCUUUUACACACUAGCCUCAGUUGUCAAAAAAUUCCUGCUCAAGAUUCCUGGUGGUGUGUUGACUGCUGAUGGAGAGGAGACCUUGCUGCAGGUGCUUACACUGGGCCACCGGCUAGAGCAAUGCCAGGCAGUUCAUGGAUUCAUUGAAUCACUGAGCAGAGCUCAUCAGCAGUUGCUGGCCCUGCUGUUUGGUACAUGGUUUCGCAUCAUCUCUUAUUCGGAGAUCAACCUGAUGUCAGUGGAAGCAUUGUCUCGUUCGGUGGCUGGGUCAAUGUUCCACACAUGUGCAGAGGAUCCAGCUAAAGUGGAGAAAGCCUCACGCAUUAUGCAGCUGCUUAUUGACAACUUUGGCGUGGCAGCCAUGUUUGGUCAGGAGAACAUCCAGUUCUUUGCAGAGACCACUCACACAGGAAUCCAUGUCCGGGAACUCUUUCAUUAUCACUACCAGUAUUCAUCUCAGGAAACCUUGCCACCGGUGUCUCCAGACUUCAUCGAAGUAUCUCAUUUGGAAGGGGACAGUGACCAUGAGGCUGGUGGGGUUGAAAGUGAUGAAAUGGGUGUAGGUGGAGACAGCCCAGAACUAUCUCCCCUGGCAGGCCUGAGGAGGCAGCUUCCAUCAUCAGAUGCAGGACACGAUGGAGACAUAUCUCAACUAACCAUCAAUGUCUCUACGCUUUCUGCACCUGAGGUCUCACUCAUGCCUUCCCCAGAGGUGUCAAAGAGACCGAAGUCACUGGAGGACAACUUGAAUGAGAUGCGUUCCUACUAUCAGUCUCGGAGUCUUUCACGCUUCAACUCUGUGAAGCGUAAGCAGCUGGAACGCCUCCGACAGCGAUCUGACUGGUUUCUAUCACCUACAGUUAUCUCCACUUGCAGUGUGGCUGGCACAAAUAUCCUGGGCCACUCUUUCAAGCACUCACACCACCACAAUGGCAAAAACAACGGCAGCUCAAAAAAUGGAGGAGGAUGCAGUGGCACUGGCUGCGGAAGCAGCAAUGGCUGUGGAAGUGCAAAGAAUUCUGGCAACUCUGUGACUAAAGCUUCGUCUGAGGGCACCGUCUUGGAGGCUUUUUCUGACGCAGACUCAGUGUUUACAGAUAAUAGUUCUCGCUCUGAGUCCCCGGCCUCCGAGCCAGUUUGGAGUCAUGUGCUGAAAGCCGAGUCCCGCGAAGUCAUCCACAGCGACACCCUGGCAGAGAUUGCACUCCCUCACGUCCAGUCUCAUUACUUUUUUGACCACCGCCAUCACCACCAUCACCGCCAUCAUCACCACCACCAUCAUCACCACCACCACCAUCAUCAUAACUGCAAGCAGACCUCAGGAGUGUUAGAAAUCUGCGCUGCAGAGACAACUUCAGCCUCACUAGAGACAGAACCUGAGUGGCAGAGCAAAGAUUUUGUGGAAGAGCAACAGCUCACACAGGCAUGUGACACCCCUGGAUCAUGGUCAAGUCCGGGGGAUGAUGUGAGCACAUGCCUCUGUGUGGCAGACGAAGGUGAACUCCAUGAGCUUGAUGUAAGCUCAGGGGGAUUUAGUGUGGACCUUUCUGGGAUGAAUUCCAGUACUGACAAACAUGAUGUGGAAAGCUCGAGUCUCAUGGACAACCCAGCUGGCAUAGAAGUGACAGCUUUUUCCGAAGAGGGAGGUCUAACUGGGUUGGAGGAAGACACUUUUGAACGUAAGGCUGACUCACUGGUGAUGGAGGUUGCAUGUCCAGAUACACAUCUUGAUAUGAUGGAUGCAGGAGAUGCUGUCCAAAGAGCAGCAUUUGAUGUUGGAGAGGCAACGGACCAGAAGGGCCAAAGUGUCGAGCAUGAGGAGAGCUGUGAAACAGGGCAGCCUCGCACUUCAGCUGACCACUACUCUUAGCACUUUCUGGGGUUUUUUUUAUUUGUUUGGUUUUUAAAAAAUUUUUUUUUUAUCAAAAUUGGAAGGAGAUAAAUUAUGUUUGAGUAUGUUUAUGGUUUUGUGCAUUAUGUGUGUGUGAGAGAGUGUGCAGUUGUACAUGGAUAUAUGUCCAUAUAUAAAUGUGUAUGUGUGCCUGUAUGCACAUGAUGCUUUUUUGGAUGUUUACCCACUCAGCAGCAAUUAAAAAAUGGAGCCUAGCCUUUGAAGUUACAUAAAAGGAUGAAAGGUCUCGGUGUGUACCUGGUAUAUUGUAGAGCCUGUGUUCUGGUCUUAGUUAUAAUUACAGAAUGCAGCUCUUGGUUUCAAUCUCAGCUAAUCACAUUUGAAGUAUGUAUGCCAAAUUAGACAAGCCACAUGGUGUAAAAUAUUUCACCAGGAGGUUUUAAAUAUACUGCAAAUACACAUAGAAUGUCAUACAGUAAAAUCAAACUGCUUGUUGUUAUGUCCUGUAAAUUUUUGUGUGAUUAGAACGUACUUCAGAUAUAUGACCUCUCAUUACACCACACUAAAGAUAUCUUACCCUUUCGAGUGAAUUUUUAAAAAAAAUGAAGUUUUUUUAAUGAAUCUUUUAAUUAUUAGUGUUUUAUGAGAAGUUGUAUCAAAAUAUUUCCAGUGGAUCUUUUCCAUUUGUGAUGGUGUAUGUAUGAUUUUAUGUAUAUAGUGAUUAUAAAAGGACAGAUGAAGGUAGAAUGUAUUCCUGUAAUUUUUUUUUUUUAAUGGCCAUGAAGGACUGGAGUGACAUGCCUUUAUGCAUUUAUAUAGUUCAUCAGUCCUUUUCCUUUGUUUUCCUUUAUUUUUGUUUAUUUUAUUUUUUUUUUUGCGGAAAAAUUGAGUUAAACUUGUGGACACUAUGAAGCAUUUAUAUGACCAUGUAAGAAAAAUUUCUUCAAUUCUAGUGAUACCACAGCGAGCCAUUGUAAAGGGGCUGUUCAUUAGGUUGUACAAAACUGCGUUGGUGAAGUCACACAGAAUAGACAUCACACCUAAUUCCAGGCAUUGAGAUGGAAAGCCCUUCCAGUCACUUCUCUUGUGUGGUCAGUGCUUACUUUUUUUUUUCGGAAGUGAGUUUUUUUCGCAACUAGAAGUGAACUGGAAAAUUGUCACCCUUCACAGGGCUUAAGCAGUGUCUAUAGUUAUUAUGAAACUUUUUAUUUUCAGUCCUACAAAAAUCAUACAACAAAAGAAUGUUUCUUAUGACAAUGUGUAAGGGUAAAUGAGAAAAGCUGUUGAGGAUACAGAUUCGGGCCCACAGAAUUUUGUGAUGUUCUGCAUGCAUCAGUAACAUGAUGUAAAUGGAGCAACAGGCUGUUCAUAUAUACACACAUGUGCAUAUGUAUGUGUGUGUGUUUUGUGAAAUGUAAAAGUAGUUUAAAACAAGAGAAUUUUUUAUAUGUAUAUCUUCAUGUGAGGGUGAAGAAGUUCCAAGUACCUUCAUGGGUGGAUCUUCCUUUAUAAUUAAGGAUCUUUCUACUGGAUGGCUUUGUUACCUUUAUAUUGUCCAGAUCUGUUCUUUCAAAGAUGGAAAUUAUUUUACAAACAUUGACUGUGGUACUUUGUUGAAAACAGUUUAGUUGUUGAUAUAUUAGUUGCCAAUGGCUGUAGAAUUAAUACCUUAUUCAAUUAAUUUUAGUGAUAUUUGUGCUGCAGAGGUUUGCACAGUUGUAAUGUGCACCUGAAGUGAAGCAAGAACAGUUGCAAGAUCUAAUGAUGUCAUUAUUCUAUUGUAGAUUGGCAAAUCUAGAAAAUGCCAAAAUGGAUUGAUAGUUUUUUUGUUUUGUUUUUUUUUGGCUACAUUCUAUCAAGCAACUCAAUCCAAAUUACAGGCUGGUAAUAGACAUAUAUCUUUAAAAACAACAACAACCAAAAAACCCAUGCAACUCAAGAUGAUUUGAAACUCAAACAACCUUGAGAAGCAGACUCAGUGUCAACCUGGAGGAGCUAUAGUGGGCUCCAUUUAACAUGCAGAGGUGAAAAAUGCGUGAAUUUCCUGAGCCUUAGCAUGUAUACGGUGCACACUUUACUGUAAGAGUUUAUCCUAACCUACCUUGUUUUUGUUUGUUUUUUAAGUUUUGGAAUGUCUGUUGUAUCAUCGUAGUACAGAGGAGGGAGGGUUGGUGCAAGAGGGGUUGCCUAACAAUGCAUUCCCAGUUAGAGAUUUUGGGUUAUGCAUUCUUUUUCUGGAUGGCUUUUAAUACACAAAUGUGUGAUGUUCUAGUUAUGGUGACCGUCUUUAUUGUGAAGUUGCAAAUCAUGCCAUGAUGAAGAGCACUGGUAAGAUGUUUACAUCAUUUCAAGUUUACACUUGAGUUGAGCAUGUUGAUCACCAUUUCUUUGUGCAGAAAGCUUAAUUUUUCAAAUUAUAAGUGGUGUGUUGUUGGACUUAAAUUCUGUGAAAAUGUACACCAACCUAGAUUUUUUAUUUUAAAAAAUCAUGGUGUGCCACUUUGUUGGCGGACUAUGAUUGUUGGGAAAACGUCAGCAGAAUUGUCUAGAAAGUAGAGCAAAGCAAUGCAUGUGGUUCCCUUCACCUCCUUGCUUGGUAUGUUGAUAUGUGCACUUUAAGGUGAAUAUUUAGUUGUGUAAAAUGGUUUAAUGUUACAAACUUGGAAUGUUUAAAAGGUAAAAGUGUCCAGUCUGUAAUAUGCAAAGCUGCAGUUCUUCUAUUUAUUCUUUUUUUUUUUUUUUUUUUUUUUUUUUUUUUGUAACUAUUUGCUGGCUCUUGCUUAUGCUAAAAAAAAACUGCCGGCAUAGACCUGUAUGUGCAUGAAUGUGAGAGCACAUGCUUUUGCUCUUGUGGAUCUGCAUGUGCUUGUGGGCUGCUAAGUAAUACUAGAACACAGAUUUCUUGCAGUGUGCAUAUGCACCACGUUGAUGUGACCUUAUGUACCAUGACCUUUCACCAGUGUGAUUGUGUCUUUUUAUGUUUCAGGUGUGGCCUGUUGUACUACAUAUGAUGUGACUGUAUUUCUGUCUCAUGGGCUUUAUGCUGCAGGGUUCUGUGCAUGGGUGCAUAUACCCACAUGCAGGUGUUUGCUUGCUUGUGCGCACCAUGUGAGUGUAUGUGCUUUACAUAGAUUUAUGUGCAAUUCUUUUACUGAUUCUUACAAAAAAUCAAUUCAAGCAGUUGUUUUUCAGUCAUUUGCUUUAUUCCAUAUGUUACUCCUUAAAUGUUUCUUUGCUUCCUUGACUGUUCAGUUUUUGACCUUCAGUAUUGCUUUUGUGCUUGACCAGAACAUGACUUUUAGAUUGCAUGGCAUACAAUGUAACAUUGAAAUCCUAGCUUGUAGGGCUUUUUUCCUUUGUCCUUGGUGCAUGCCAGCGAGCAUGUUUAGUUAACCUCAUUAAAUAUUGUCAAAGAGAAGCUGACAAAAGUGCUUAAGCUAAGGUCUUGCAGUUACAAAUACCAGCUUGUUUGUAGACUUCGUUAUAGGAAGUCUGCCAGAUAUAAAAGAUGUUGAAUUUCAGGUAAAAUCUUAAAGAUGUUCUUUUUUUGCAAAUCCAUACAGGGGAUCAUACUUAAUAACAGGAUCGUUCUUGUUGUUUUUUAAAUAAGGUGUCUACAAAUGGUGCAAUUUUGAUGGCACUGUAAUCCUCUUGCCAGAAUGGGAGUGGCUUUUAGUCUUCCCUUUGCCAACACUGAAAGCCAUGAGAUUUUUUUAAUUUACCAUAACACAAUAUUUUUUCUGUACUUAUUUAGAUAUGAUGUCUUACACAAUAGUUGUGAUGAUCUGGGUAUGUCUGGUUCACCCACCAUCAACACUUUCCAAGAAAAGUUGUGGUUAAACAGCAGGUGGUCUACUUUUGUAGGCUUACAGCUCUAAGAGUAGCAGACAGAAUUUAUUGUAGCCAGAGCCUUAAUAGAAGUCAAUCACUACAGUCAGAGCAAAGGAAUGCUAUAUUUAUAUUGUUUAGUUCUUGUUGUUGGAGACUUUUUUUUUUUUUAAGAAUCUCAUGUUGGUGAUGAUAGGGCAGAGUUGACAUUUUAUUUAGAAGCUUUUGGUGUGCAACAUUGCUCGGCUGUGCAAGGGUGCUCGUGAAGUUUCGUUUAAUGGUUCUUGGAAGUGCCUACUGUGAUUUUUGUUUUCCCCCACCCCUCUUCCCUGGUAAAUGGCCAGCCCUGUGCAUCCUGUUGGUGACUCCAUACAUCAUAUGGAAACUCCCUACCCUACUGUUGACUACAAUUUUGGUCAGCAUGCUUUUGUAUGUACCUUUUCCUCACCAUGCACAACAUAUAAAUACACUAAACAGGAACAUUUACCCUACACCCUUCAUCAGCAGGGCAUACAGGGAAUGUCAUCUCAUGCACAGCUUAGAUUCAAAAGGUAUAUUUUAUAUUUUAGUCUUUUACAGAUAAAUCAUUUAAGAACUGGAAGAAGACUGUUUUAAGCAUUGCCUAUCAGUGUGGUGGCUUUUUUUCCCCUCCCACAAAUGUCUAGUAAUCAGAAAGACAUCUAAAAACUCGUGAGAGAAGAUGACUGCUUGUGGCCACCAUAAUGUAGAGCUAUAUGUUAGUUUAUCAACAUGUGUCCCAUAAGCUGUUAGAUUUUCAAAUAUUGCCACAGGUCAAGGUAUAAGUACUUUUUUAGCGUUGUUAUAAACAGUUUGUGCAGGACGUUAUUUAGUCAAAAGCUUCCAUUGCAGUCACAUUAACAUUUGGUGACAUUUUUAAUUGGUUGUGUUAAGUGGGAUUUAAAAAAAAUUUUGUUAUUUUGUUAUGCGAAUCAGAAAGCCCAGAUUGUCAACUUUUGACAUUGCCAACUUGUUUGACCAAUAAAUUUCAACAUUUUUUGCAGCAUUUGGAGGGACAUACUUUUCUUGUAUUACCUGCAACUUGUAAGUGCAAAUACGUGACAAAAUAUGAUCCUCUUAGACAGCCAGAAAGUGGUAACAUUUUGAGGAAUCAAGCCUUGGCAAAUGUCAAUUGUGUGCUUUAAUGUAACCUUGCUUGUAGCGCGAGACACAUUUGUGUUUAUUUUAAAAUCUCAGAAAAGUUUAAUCUUUGAAAGACCAUUCCCCACUGAUCUUUUACUUUUUAAAGCACAGUGGAUUGUAGAAAAAUGUUGCUAUAUUUAAUGACAUGAGAAUUCUUACAGUUCACCAAUAUAAGUAAAUUGUUAAUUUUAAGUUUCAUCAUGUCAGUUUUAAAAUAAGUUUGCAUGAUUUAAUUGCAAUCACUAAUGUAUUUCAGGGAUUAAAAAAAAAUGCCUAAUCUGACAUCUGUUUAAAGAAAAAGCAUGUUCAGUUUAAUUAGUCCACCUCAUGAAUGAAGAUCUUUGGUAUGAUUGAAGAACCUUCUAAAAUCAGAUUGAGCCCAUUUUAGGGUCUUUGUCAUACUCCAAAGAGGUGUCUGAGACAGACUCUUGUUACUGGCUACCUUUACGCAGCUUUAAUUUGCAGCAAGCGUUGCAAAUAUGGACAAGGCUGGAAGUUUUCGUUUACUCCAGCACCAGAACAAGACCAGAUAUCUCUGCUCACUUGUGUGUACUUUCUGUUUAAUUGAUUGCAGCAUUCUAAUUCGCAAAAUUUUAACAGUUCUUGUCUGAUGACGUACAAGUCAUCAAACACUUGCAUUCUUACCUGGGCAUGUAAAAAGGUGAUCAUGGGCAUUGUAGGACAUUAGUGUCAUAAACAGACGCUUCCAGCCUCCCAUUAUCUGGUGCCUUGAGAAACAAGUCUAUGUAUUACAAUAAUGUCUCAGUUUUAACCUUUUUCUUGGCACAGAGAAUGUUGGUGUUUGAAGGCUUAUAUGCUCGGAAUAGAAAAGGAUUGUAAUUUGUAAUGAACUCUUAAAGUUGUCUAAUUUUUUUGAAAAGCCAUUAACACACUGGGCCCUGCCUGUGACUAUAAUCAUCACAUGACCUUUGGUCACUGCAUGUUAAUACAGUAGCUGUCAGAAUUAUGCAGUGUCCAAUGCUAAUGGUCAGUGCGUAAAGGGAUGCAGAAAGGUCUGCAGCAGUAACUAUUUACUACCUGCAUGAGAUUUAUUUAUUUUUAUUUUUUAUUUUUUUAAAGUCUCAAACAGUUCAGUUUUUGGAGCUCCUAAAAGUGCAAUAUAUCUCAUGAUCACAAGCUUGUGCCUCUUAAACAUAAAAAUGAAUACAAACUUCUGAUGGAAUUGCUAGAUUUUCUGAUACUAAACAAAUUAACCAGAGUUCUGAAAUUUGAGUCUUCUUCAUUUAAGAGUUGUUGAAGUUUAAAAAUGUAGUCAGUGAAAGAAUAUGCAGUUACAUUUUUAGUACUUCAAAGCAUGCUUUUUUUUUUUUUUUUUUUUGCUUUGCAUCUUUCUGCUUUGUGCUCAAAUGGCUAGCACACCACUGUAUGUGUGUUCAAGUUCUCAGAAAUCCAGUUAGCUGCCUCUUGCUCUGUGCAAUAGUUGUUGGCUUUCAAUAUUUAGCAGUGUGAUUCACCUUCGCUCUUGGUCUCUUGGGAAUGUAUUCACUCGGACUCUCUCUUCCUCUGGGGCAUUGCUAUACCUGGCAUGUCUUUGCUUUCUGUUGUCAGCGAAAACUGCCAUUGUGGUUGCAAUGUGAACUGCUUGACCACUAAAAAAAAUUGUUGUAGUGUAGACCAGAAGUACUUGCAACCAUCAGAGCUUGUCUUCAGAGUGCACAUCAUCCAAUGUUCACUUUAAAAGAAACAACCAUUUUUAAGAGGGUGAAAAUUUGAAUAUUGGGGUUGCAUAUGAGAAUAAAUCAGGUCAACGUCCUGUGAUCCUGAAGUAGGAUUUUAUAAAAGUUGUUAAAAAAUUCCCUGCCUUGGAUUUUUAUCUUUAGAGAUCACUAGCUCCCUUCUAUUUUUUGAGACCUUGCCAAAGAUUUGUUCUUCUGGGUGGUGAUUGUGAACACCAGGUGUAUGCAUGCAUCAUGCUGCACCAUUUGACCAGCCUACUCUUACUGCCACCCCUUUUGCCUCCUCCAAUUCCAUCCUCCCCCACCCACCUACUUUGAUUACUGUAUGCUGCACUGAAUGUCCUUGCUACCUCCCAGCCCAUCCCAGGUCACAUGCGCCCAGUCCCAGCACCUUACAAUCUACAAUACCACACAUCUAAAUACUUUACUGUACUCUACAGCUUUAUACUGUACUGUACUGUACAAUAAACUUCAACUUUACUGUCA
Molecule: messenger RNA, 10215 nt
Organism: Pomacea canaliculata
Lineage: Eukaryota; Metazoa; Mollusca; Gastropoda; Architaenioglossa; Ampullariidae
Exons: 8
Coding region: 923-3061 (712 amino acids)
Biological process (GO): signal transduction
Molecular function (GO): GTPase activator activity
Source: RefSeq, a predicted model, not a curated record